Pungitius pungitius (ninespine stickleback) is the source of this 7717-nucleotide messenger RNA. It is a transcript of the gene brd4, whose product is annotated as bromodomain containing 4. Gene Ontology annotation, cellular component: chromatin; nucleus. Lineage: Eukaryota; Metazoa; Chordata; Actinopteri; Perciformes; Gasterosteidae. Bases 533 to 5347 code for a protein of 1604 amino acids. Gene Ontology annotation, biological process: regulation of DNA-templated transcription; chromatin remodeling. The transcript has 19 exons. The record is from RefSeq and is a predicted model, not a curated record.
GCAGAGCCAUUUUUACUGUUGAGUAACUGCAUGCUGGUCGGCCUCUGCUAGGGAGAGGGUGAGCGAGCGCAAGCUGGAGGAAUUGAGCGCUCCUCUCCGAUUUUAUCGGAGCCCUCUCUUGCCGUCCCUCUCUUCGCUUUCAGCUUGUGUCCAUUUAAGUUGGGGAAGCCCUGGAGAGGACACACAAUGGAGCGAAGAGGCUGUGGCAACUGGGCCGUUGUACUGCUGAGAGGGGGAUGGGGUAGAGAGAGGACCGGUUCACACAGCUAACACAGCCUGCCGGCUGUAGGCUUCCUCAGCCUUUCGUUCCACGCCCGGACCCACUGUUUCCAGGCCGGGGCCUUCAUUUUUUGAGGAACAGCCAUCCUAAAACUUCGCUUGGACUACACUAAGGAUUACUCAUUGUGUUUUUGGGAUUUUAAGAUGAGAACUGGAGCCUAAAAAUUAAAACCGUCCUCGGUCUUGGAUUAGAAAAAAGGAAAAACUGAUUUCCUCUUGCUCUUUUUUGGUUUCAGUUUAGUCAAGUUCAUAAAUGGAUUACAAGAUGCAUGCCAAGUCAAACGAUUUGUUGGAUUUUCAAAAGCUGGACGCUCUUCUGGAAAAAAUUGCACAUUCAGUCUCUGUGAAAAGAGAGUCCAGCGAGGAGUGCAAUGGGAUCAGUGGUGCUCUGUCAGUGGAGUCUGUGCCGGGGCCAAGACUGAACUGGUGUCCUACCAACAUCCCUACCCCUGCCCCUGCAGCUCACGCUCCAGCUCGGGGGCCUGAGCCCAACCCUUUUAGAAUGGGGGACGGCCUGGAUGCAGCGCAGAUGUCGGGCAGCAGCAGCAGCAGCAGCAGCAGCCAGGGGCAGGCCCAGCAAAUGGGCAAUCCCCCACCCCCAGAGUACAUCAAUCCCAACAGGCCAAAGCGCCAGACCAACCAGCUGCAGUACCUGCUCAAAGUGGUGUUGAAGGCCCUGUGGAAGCACCAGUUUGCCUGGCCCUUUCACAUACCAGUUGAUGCGAUCAAACUUAACCUGCCUGACUACUACACAAUAAUCAAAACUCCCAUGGACAUGGGAACAAUCAAGAAAAGGCUUGAGAACAGCUACUACUACAACGCCCAAGAAUGUCUCCAAGACUUCAAUACGAUGUUUACCAACUGCUACAUAUACAACAAGCCUGGAGAUGACAUAGUCUUAAUGGCCGAGGCUCUAGAGAAGGUUUUCCUCCAAAGGAUCCGAGAGAUGCCUCUAGAAGAAACAGAGAUUGUUGUCAUGAUGGGAAAAGGCCGUGGCCGGGGCCGAAGAGAAGGAGGUCUCACCAUGAAACCAGGGCCCAUCAUGGAUUCAUUGCCUACGACUCCUCAAACACGUCUGUCAAAUCUCCCAGCAGCGCCGCUGACCAGAGGACCAGUGCCGGGCCCGCCUUCACUACCUCCCCAGCCUUUGAUGCAGAUCCUGCCGUCCCACGUGCCCCCAAUGUUACCCAGCCACGCGCCACAGCUUGUAGUCCCCUACUCCCUGGGCCAAAUGGACUGUCCUCCUCAAGGUCCCAUCAUGACUUCUGUGCCACCCCCAGUUCAAACCUCCCUUACCCCAGCAUCCAUCCAGAGCACUGCCCCCAUGCUGCAGAACCCUAUAACCAUGACUAAACAAAGAAAGAGCCAGAAAAGGAAAGCUGACACUACAACACCCACAGCAAAUGACCAACUUAGUGAGUCCUCACCAGCAGAGUCCAAAUCUGGGAAGACACUACCAAGGCGAGAGAGUAACCGCCCUACAAAACUGAUAAAGAAGGAUGCACCGGACUCUCAGCAUCACAUAGGCAUGGUGAUGGGACUAAGUGGACCAAGUGGAGGUCUUAGCCCAAAACCACAGGAUCAGCUGGGUUACUGUGCUAGUCUGGUUAGGGAUAUGUUGUCCAAGAAGCAUGCUGGUUAUGCCUGGCCAUUUUACAAACCUGUGGAUGUGGAUGCGCUGGGAUUACACGAUUAUCACGAUAUCAUCAAAUAUCCCAUGGAUCUCAGCACCAUCAAGGUCAAGCUGGAGAACAGGCAAUACCGGGAACCCCAGGAGUUUGCUGCUGACGUACGAUUAAUGUUUUCCAACUGCUACAAAUACAAUCCACCCGACCACGAGGUGGUAGCUAUGGCUCGAAAGCUGCAGGAUGUCUUCGAGAUGCGUUUUGCCAAGAUGCCAGAUGAACCUGAGAGCAAGCCAAUAGUCUCUGUCCCAGCUCCUACACUUCACCAUCCCGCCCCAGUAAAGCCCCAGCCUCCUCUGGCCCACAUUGCCUCAUCAACAGACAGCUCCAGUGAUUCCUCCUCUGAGUCCGAGUCUUCAACAGAUGACUCUGAAGAGGAACGAGCCCAGAGGUUGGCAGAGCUCCAGGAUCAGUUGAAGGCUGUCCAUGAGCAGCUGGCUGCCUUGUCCCAACCACAAGCCAGCAAACCAAAGAGAAAGGAGAAGGAAAAGAAAGAGAAGAAAAAAGAAAAGCAUAAGAAGAAAGGAGGCUUAUCUGGUCUUGUCGAUGAGAUCCAGGAUGCUACACCUGUUCCGCAGCUCUCAAAGAAGACAAAGACUAGUAACAAUAACAACAAAGAGGUUGUACCCAAGAAGAAACCUAGUAAAAAGGAAGUGAUGAAAAGCAAUCAUCCCUCCAGUUUGCUGCCUGUACCCGGCCUGGAAGAUGACCUGGGAACCGCUGGGUCAUCGGCAACGGGGGAGAAAUGCAAACCUAUGACGUACGAGGAAAAGAGGCAGCUCAGCUUGGACAUCAACAAACUUCCUGGGGACAAGCUCGGCCGUGUAGUGCAUAUCAUCCAGUCAAGAGAGCCCUCACUCAAAAACUCAAACCCCGAUGAGAUUGAAAUUGACUUUGAGACGCUAAAGCCCUCCACUCUGCGUGAGCUGGAGAGAUAUGUGUCUUCCUGCCUCCGCAAAAAGAAAAAGGUUCAAGUUGAGAAGCCUGUGGAGUCGCUGGCUACCUCCAAAAAGACUGGGUCGUCUUCAGAGAGCAGUGCCUCCAGCACAGACAGCGAAGCUGAGGAGACUGGAAUAAUAAAGCAUCAGAAGAAGAAGGGCCAAUCUGUCAAGGAGGGGAAAAAGACCCAUCCUCAUUUACACAUUCAGAGCGGCCCCGCGCAUAUUGGGAUACUUUCCCAAAUUGCGGGUCUUCAGUCCAGCAUUCAGAUGAAGCAGCAGCCUCAGCCGCCCCCUGCGACCCCCGGGUUUAUUAAUCCCCCUGUAGCUGCUCUUGAGUCUUCCCAGUUACUGGAGACCAGCUUCGACUCCCUGCCGCCUUUCAGCCAGCCGCUGAUGCAUCUCACCCAUCAGGCAGGCAACUCCUCGCCCGCACCCCCACACCUCAAUGCUCAUUCUGCUGGGCCUGUGUCACCUGAGACUCACCCCUUCCUCAACCAACACCCUGUCCUCACGUCUCCAGCUUUGCACAUUUCCAUGCCGCAGCAGCCUUCUCGACCCAGUCACAAAGCAGCGCCUCUUCAUCCCAAACCCCCUCAGCAGCAGCCAGCGCCUCCUCAGCAGCAGCCUCCUCUGCAGCAGCCGACCCUGCAGCAGCCUCCUCUGCAGCAGCCUCCUCUGCAGCAGCCGACCCUGCAGCAGCCGACCCUGCAGCAGCCACAGCUCCAAACACAGCCCCAGUCAGCACCACCACCACCACAGCACCAGCUUUCCUCGCAGAUCCUCCACCCUCCUCAGCCCCUGCACCAGCGGCCCUUGUCCCCUCCAACACUCACACCCCAGGGCUUGCUGUCCUCCCAGCCUCCCCAGAUGCUGCUGGAGGAUGAUGAAGAGCCAGGGUCUACAACGCCUAUGAACCAAGUACAAUUAUACCUGCAGCAGUUCCAGCAAACCCGUCAGCCCCAGCAGUCUAUGCAGUCGCUCCAGGCACAGGCGCGUCAGCAGCAGCAGCAACAACAACAACAACCAGGACAGAUCUCUCUCCUGCAGUCUGUCUCUCUACUAUCCUCGCAGACCACACUGCCCCCUCCCCAGAUCCCCUUGCAGAUCACUCACGUGGCCCCAUCGCAUCAGGCCCCGGCCCAACAGAUGCCUCUUCACCAGGCCCGCCACAUGCAGCAUUCUCAGCCGCAGCCCCAACAACAGCCCCAACCGCAACAACUUAACUACCAGCAUGGUCCAGGACUGGCUGGUCAGUCCCAAGGAUCACAACAACACAAGAUAUCCAUGUCCACCAACAAAGCACAGCAGAUCCUCCAGCAGCAGCAGCAGCAGCAGCAGCAGCCGCAGCAGCAGCAACAGCAGAUCUCCCCUCGCCCGAUCAAGGCUGAGCCCUACAACGCAGGUCACAUGAGGGACAACCCAUCUCCUCUCAUGAUGCAUUCCCCGCAACUUCCCCAGUAUCCACCUGUCUCUCACCAGUCCCCACCUCACAUCAUGCAGCCCAAAAAGCAGAGGGCCCCUGGGAGCCAUGUUGUAACAAAGGAGGAGAAACUUCCUCCAUCACCAGUGAUGAGAGGAGAGCCAUUUAACGCUGCCAUGAGACCGGACCAUCAUAAACAUGCCGAUAACAAACCUUCUCAGGCAGGCCAUGGCCAACAGAAUGUGAAGUCCAUGGAAAGCUUGCGACCCGUCAUCCGCUCCUCCGAAACCAGUGGACUGUCCUCUUCUCUGCAGGAAAAGGAUAAGUUCAAGCAGGAGCCCAAGGUGCCCAUUGCCCCCAAAAAGGUACAGGAUGUGAAACUGAAGAAUAUGGGCUCAUGGGCAAGCCUGGCACAAAAGUCCACAUCCACACCCUUAUCUGCAGUGAAGUCAUCCAGUGACAGUUUUGAGCAGUUCCGUCGUGCUGCCCGGGAGAAAGAGGAGAGGGAGAAAGCUCUGAAGGCCCAAGCGGAGCAGGUGGAAAAGGACCGACAGCGCAGAGAGCAGGACAAACUACGAGGACGAGAUGAGGAGGACAUCAUGGAGCCGAGCAGGAGGGUGCACGAGGAGCCUCGCAGGCGUCUGGAGCAGCAACACAUUCAAGCUCCUUCGCAGCAGCAGCAACAACAGCAACAACAGCAACAGCAGCAGCAGCAACAGCAGCAACAACAACAGCAACAACAGCAGCAGCAACAACAACAACAGCAGCAGCAGCAGCAGCAGCAGCAACAACAACAACAACAAUUACUACAGCAGCAGCAGGAGCCGCAGCCAGCUGCCGUUCAGCAGCCUCCUCAACCGCCAACACCGCCUCAGCCUGCCGCACAGAACCCACUUGACCAACAGAGGGAGCUGGCACGCCGCCGAGAGCAGGAAAGGAGGAGGCGAGAAGCGAUGGCGGCAACUAUUGACAUGAAUUUCCAAAGUGACUUAAUGGCUAUCUUUGAGGAGAACCUAUUUUGAGGACAGGAGCAACUGAAACAUAACUGCAAAAAAAAAAGGAAAGAGAAAUUUUAAAAAAACAGCUAAAGACGUAACUUCCUCUGAGGGGAGAUUUGACGCCGCACAGAGGGACACGAACUGAACGUACGCGUGACGGCCCUCGGACACACACACACACACACACACACACACACACACACACACACGGGGAUGGUCUCCCUGUUUCGGAUGUCAUAUCGUGGGAGCUCGGCACUGUCCGCAGGAGAAAGAGGACCCCCCAGUUGGCACAGUUGCCUUUGUCACUUGCUUUUUACAGCGCGUGUGGCUGCAACGAUGAAUUGCAGGAGUGCGGACGUCCCAAUAACUAUGAAAUGCUCUGAUAAUGUACUGACAGACUGCGCAGAGUUGUUUUGCAACUGCCAGAUAUGUGAGGUUGUGAAGAAGACUGGUCUUUUGUGUUCGGUUUUGUUUUGAUUGUUGUAAGUUAAGGUUGGGAAGGGAGGGCGACGGCAACUUCCAUACUGUAAAUCAUGUAUAUUUCUCAGCAGAGAAGGUACAGCUUGCCUUACACUUCUUUCCUAAACAGGCGAUUAUGUUCUGUUGCCUGCGUACAUGGACAAACCAAUAACAUUUACAGACAGGAGUUAGGAGCACUGCAGACCUUUUUUUCCAUCAUCUAGUAUCUACUGUAAAGAAGUAUUUUCUUAUACUACAAUAACUUAAUUUUGCAUCUUUCUUUUUUUCCUCUUUUGGUCUUUAAAUCUUCAUGAAUCACACUCGCCCACCUCUGUCUAUGCCAAACAACUCACUAUAUUUUAUGCUAAAUCACUUGUCCUAAAUCAAGGUGGGUAGCUAGUAACAAAAGGAUAACCUGAAUAUAUGCAUAUUUCCAGCAAGUAUUUAUCAAACACAGAAUAAGUUAACGUUUUCUUCCUGCCUUGGUUAUUUCUUUUACAACUACAACAUGAACUUGUUCACAGACGAGAGGGAACGUCCGGCCGUUUCUCAGCUUUACUUAGAAUAUGAUUUCACUACAAGUGUCGCACCAUUCUUCGUAUUACACUUUGAGACAUGCCGUUGGAAAUGUUGAUCUCGUCGGGGGAGGGGUUGGCAGCAUAGAUGAGGACCUCCUGCGCCCCCAUCUGGAAUGUUUGAUCCGAUGUCCACAGGCAGGGAGGGAACGAUUAGUGGAAUGAGACCAACACUUUCCGGAGAUGUCACUUGAAUCCGGUUUAGCAACAAACAAAAAAAAAUAUAAUCGCUGAAAGGAAAGUGCAUCCGACUCGUCUUUUAAACUCAGUGAGGACGCACCGUCAACAACACAAAAUGAAGAAAGCAGAAACAAAAGUUUAGAAAUGAAAAUCUCUGAAAUAACAGUUUUGAUUUCACUUUGUUCUUGUUGGAUAAUAGUUGAUGUGAGUUUCUGUUCUUGGAGACAGUUUGGACCGGGCACGGGUUGAAUCCGAAUGCGUCUCGUCCUCCUCACUUGUCUCUGUUAUGGUAUUUUUUUCCAGUGCCUGUAUUGUAUUGCAAUUCUCGUUAACAUAUAUUACACAUCGAGGGGGUUUACAAAGGGGUCAGGAUUGGGUGGUGUAAUAUUUGAAAGGGGAGGGAGAUUUUUGAAAGAGUUUGUGUAAAAAAACAAAAAAAUACAAAAAAUACAAAAAAAGUACAAAAAAAAGAAGGAAAAUACAACGUUUUAUAUUUUACCCCGUGUCAAUAUUCGGGUUUUAAAUUUAGUUUUAGCUGGACUUCUGAGUGUACACAUCUGAAAAACUACUUUUAUCAUUUUGUUCAAUCAGCAGAUUUUAGGUAGUUAUGUUUCAGCGUUGCCACACUAGCGUUGAGUCUGGUCUGAGUGUGACUGUAAAUUUGGACGGCUGUGUGACUGUAUGUGUUUUGUUAUUGUUCUUUUUUGUUUUUUUUAGUGUGGUGCAGGAGACAUUUUCUCUGAUGCAGAUAAGCAUUCUAUGGAUGAGAAUAAACAGAUUAACCAUACUUCAGGACAACUUGUUUCAGUGCUUAAGUCACCUUUUUAAUUUCAAUGGAUUCCACCAUAUAUUAAAUAUAGAAUUUUGGUUUUGAAAGGGUAAAAAAAAAAAAGAAAUUCAUUCCUUUUUCAGCCUUUUUUUUCUUUUUUCACAAAAACUGUUAAUGUGCCAUGAGUUCUACAGAGAAUGUGCUGACCUGCAGCUCAGCCCAGAGUUUGCUUUAUUCAGGUAUUUUAUUUUGUGUUACAUUUGUUCUGUUUUGGGGGUUUUGUUCAUACAUUUUCCUCAAUUUAUUGUUUGGUAUGUGAGUGAUCUAUCGAGGUCUCUGAUUCAGUCUGUUAUGAUCAUUGAAUAAACUCAUCUCUUUUAUAGAAAAUAAAAAAAUAUACUAAAAUCUGGA